CCGAUUUAAAUACAAUCAAUAUCUUUUCAAAUUGAUAUGUUUUGUUUUCCACUUUUCGUUAUUGUUAUAUCAAUUUUAAAGAUCAAUUAUGGAGUUGUGAAAUCUGAUAUCGACGUUAUUGAAUAAAUGUUUUAAAUAGUGAAUAAUCAAAAGCAAAUCUUUACUAUUAAUGCUUAACGGGCUUAUCGGUGCAUAGCAAAGGCGGUCGUUAACAACGCAAAUAUGUGACGAUAUUUCUUCCGGGUGAAAAUAAGAUUUAUUCUUCAUCAUUAGAAUGAAUGAAGUUGUAUAUAAAUCGUUCAUGGUUUUAUACAUGAUACAGUGCAUAUCAGCACAACUGUCAUCCGUAGAAGAAAGAAGAAAUGAAACACACUGUAAUACAGGCAAUGUUAACAUAGACUGCGGAAGCUCAGUGAUAGCUGUUGAUUCUAUCCUAUAUGGAUAUAAUGCGCUUUGUGAUUCAAUUUGUUGCGACUUUAAUACGGACCAUUGUUUAGAAAGUGCGACGACGUCGGAUAGAAUUGAUGUUCGGCGUCAAUGUUCUGGAAAAUCGUCCUGCACUAUUGCCCUCGGAGGGGUCCGGGAUUUUUGUUCCCAAGGAGCGCACGAACCUUCCUAUGUUACAAUUUACUAUUAUUGUAUUCCUUCUGAAAGGAAGUUAUCCGUAUGUUCAAGUGACAAAAUACAUUCAUCGAGUUUACCACUUUAUUUAACAAAUAAAGGUUAUCCAGGUGUGACAACAGGCGAAUCAACAUGUUCUUGCUCUCUAGAAAUAUAUGAUUGUACAUCUAGUGUUAACUUAUAUAUCAUUGAUGCUGAUUUGUAUCUAGAUGCAUCAAACUGUGAACAAAGACUAGAAAUGCGUGACAAUUUAAACGUGACAUUACAUGGUAUCGAAUGUGAAAGUUACUAUGGAUCUGACAUCACCACUCAUACUUUAAACAAGCAUUAUAUCACUAUUAACUUUUUGGACAAUUCCAAUGCUAACCAGGAAGGAUUAUUUUUUCUUGGAUUUGCUGCUACAGCAGUAAAUACCCAAUUCAGUCUGAGCUGCUCGUCUGUACCGGAGAUUCGAUGUGUUGAUUGUGCUCCAAUUACUAGUAUUGCUAUUGAUAAUGGCAAUGCCUCAUUGAUCGUUGAGAACGACUCGUCUAAUGGAGCUCGUGCAAAUGUGAUUUGUGAAGACGGGUAUAACACUACAAAACCGACGAUCGAAUGUUUAGACACGGGGUUGUGGGAAACAAGUACCUGCAUUGCUGAUGGUAACGGUGAUAGUAAAGAGGAUCUUGAUACAGACACAGAUGAAAGUAAAGAGGGUGGACAAGAUUUUGCUGCAUGGAAAAUAGCUGUUAUUGUACUAUCUGUAGCUGUAGUAAUAGCUCUUUUAGCAGUGCUGAUUGUUGUCAAAUGGUGUACAAACAACAGUAACCGUGAUCAAGAUAGAAAGUCUGACCCGGAAGACCUUGCUUACGAACAAUAUCCCGCAACUGCACCACCUGUACCACCGCGAGGAACAGAAAUGAUGUCAUAUCUUACAUCCGGAGCUCCAUUGCCUGCAAUCACACCACAGCACAAGAUUAAACAUGGCCCUGUGUACAUCGAUCAUAAUGAUGCGCAUAUAUUUGGACUCACAAUACACAUUCCAUUCCGGAAGAAAAACAAACUCGCACCUAUAGAUCGACAUGAAUAAUAAGUGUGAUAAAAACAUCGACAUUAUAAUUAUCAGGCAAAGGCAAAAUAUCAGUUUGCAGUUUUAUGUCCAGUUUUCUAUGAUAUUAAGUUUCUUUUUAUUCAAUUACAUUUGCAUGUUACGCUGAAAUUCAUUUGAUAUUUUUUAUCGAAAACAUGUUUGUUCGAUGUAAAACAAGCCUAAGUAAGACAGCAACAUGUUCUAAAUGAAUAUUUAAUUAGAAUUUUGAAUCAUUUUAUUUACUGCUUCAUUGAAUGUUAACAAUGCACCGAUGCCAAUGAAUAACUUUACUGGACAAAGGCAAAAUAACACCAAAUAUGUUUUAUUGAUAUAAUAUUAUAUUUUUUGUACUGAAAAAGUUAUUAACAUUAAAUUAAUACCAUCAAUUUCAAACGAUGGCAAACUAAAUUUUUCAAAGCUUCGCAACAUGAUUGCUUUAUUUACUACCGACUGGAAUAAUUUAUAAAUACCAAAAAUACCAGGGCCAUCUUAAUACGUCAUUAGGCAUCAUUAUGUCAUUAUAUGCUUGUGGCGGCAAAUUGAGAUUCUAGACAGUCAGAUGAUAACCAACACUGAUUCAAUGUUUCGCGGUAUGCAACAAAAACCGCAAUGCACAGCUGUUCAUAAGUUAAGUAAGUAAUCACAUCUUAUGUACGUCUAUGAAUAUAUAAAAGAAAGAAAGUCAUGGUUUGAGUCCCGGCUGCGGGUUACCGAUUUUGCGUGUGAUGUCAUUUAUGGAUUUUUCAUAAAACUUGAUAUGUAUUUAUAUAAAUAUAAUAUUUAUAAAUAUUUUUUAUCAUUCAUUGACUUCAGUUUCCAUACAUGUAAAUAAUGACAUGUCUUUAUAAAAGAAAAACUUUUUGAUUGCAAUUAUUAUCAUGUUUUUUUACAAUAUGUUUUCUAGUAGUAUUUCAUCAACUAUUCUAAAUGGGUGUGAUUUUUAGUUUAGUUUAUUUAUGCAUUUUUUCAUAAAACUUGAUAUUUAAAAUGGAAAACACUCUUUAUCAUUCAUUGCUUUUCAUUGUCCAUACAUGUUAACCGCUAAUAAAUAAUGACAUGUCUUUAUGAAUAAAGCUUUUUGGUGGUAAUUAUUAUCAUGGGAUUUUUACAAUAUGUUUUUAUUAGUUUUUCAUCAACUAUUCUAAAUGGGUGUGAUUUUUUGUAUAGUAAUCUUUUUAUGUAUUCACGCAUCAUAAGUGAUGUAUUACUUUAACUACGUUAAAUAUUUUGUACCAUUUAUCCUACCAAAACAUCUUAUCAUAUCUUGUAAUAUUCUCAUUCGUAUUUAUUCCAUGGUAGUUUCAUUAGAGCUAGGUCAAAAGACACGAGAUGAUAAAAGUAAUGAUAUUGCUUUCAAUGCUGAUUUAUACUGGACGAGUACAUAAUUGUCAAAACUAUAGUUUGUAACGAACAUUGGUACAUUGAGCCGAAUAUAUUUCAUUUUGCAGCUGUGAACAAGUACACUAAAAUCAGAAGUGUAUUCAAUAAUGUAUAGUGUCACUUUAUUACUUUGUAAACAGUAUGGGAUUUAUUUGUAAUUAAUGAAAUUUGAAAAUACAUACGAGGCUAGACGAAGUGUUUUAUGGAUUUGAUAUGAAGAAAAAUGAACACAGUUGUUCAUAUGUUAGAUGAAUAAACAAAAAUAUAACUCCGCAGGUAUCAUCAUCAUAUACAAUAAAUUCUGUCUGCAAAUCAUUACAACUUAAUCAAUAUUCUUGUAAUUACCUUUUAAUAUUUCAAAUCUUUCUACAAAGAUAUAACUUUUUUCAAAAAUAUGACAUUGCUGUAACAAUAAUCCUUAAAAUUUAUCUGUAGACAUAAAUAUGUAGACAUGUUUCAAAAGGAUAUAGCGAUAACAGAACUUCGUUACAGAACGGAUUCUAUAAUUUUCUAAAAUUUUACCACCUAAAUGUUGAAUUUGCUUUAGUCGACGAUAGGGGCAUGUAACCCUGUUUUGUUUUGCAUGUUUUAGAUGACUAAUUUUGAAUGAUUACCUUCAAUUUUCACUUGGUGAAAUAUAGAAAAUGUGUUCAAAAAGGAGACUUGAAAGUUUAAAAACAUUACAGACCGUUAUCUCUAUCAUUUUGGUAAUACUUGUACAAACUUCUACAUGUAAGUCGGAACGUCGGUGGUUCUACUCAAGUGCCCAUUCGUGCAUGAAAUAUUGCUCGGAAGGGCAACUGAGGUCUUCCUCCUUCAGUAAAUCUUGAACGUCGUCAUAUGACCUAUAAUAUAUCGAUGUAACGUAAAACCCAAUUAAACAAACAAGGAAACUGCAUGUAAGUAAGAGAACAAUAGGUAGUUAAUGAUAAAGUCUGGUUUGUCUCGAUUUUGUUGAACGAACAUGGAAUAACAAUGUACGCAUCAACUACUUCUGAUCAUAAAAUAUAUUUUAUUUUGCUUGUAAGUUGCUAUUGAAUUUAAAACAGUAUGCAUAUUUUUACAACAAAAUAAAAACAAGUAAAUAAGAAGAAAGGUAACGGUUAUUCAGCAUUUUUUUCGAACAACAAUUUGACGAAUUGACUUUUAAUGCCACUAUAAAAAUUGUGUUUGUGAAAAUGUCUGUAUUAUAACGAAAAGUGCAUGCUAUACUGAUAUUGAUGUGCUUCUUUAACGGGAAGCAUUUCAAGGAUUUCCAUUUUGAUUUAUCGUCUUGCUGCACUUCACAAUGGCAAUAAAAAAUUGUCACAUGACAGUGUUGUAGUUUUUUUUGUUUUUGUUUGUUUCAUUUUACGCCUUUUUCCAACAGUAUUUCAGUCAUAUAGGCGGGUAGUUUCCUAACCAUCGUUCCUGGAGAGUUACACCAGUACUAGACUCCCUUCCUCCGCGCUAAACUACCAAAGCAUCUCCCGGGGAUCGAACCCACGCCAGAGAGGUAAAUGGAUUAGAAGUCAUCGACUCUAACCCCUCGACCACGGAGGCGGUUUUUCAGUGUUGUAGUUGUUUUACUAGAACUGCUUAUUAACUUCAGUCCGACCCCGGUUAUUCGACAACCAAUUAUUCGAAUACCCUGCAUUAUCCAAAGUAGAUGUACGGUCUCGUCUUCAUCUCUAUAUAAAUUAAUAUAAAUAUGAACGUAUUAUUCGAAAUGCAUUACCCGAUACCUCCUAUUUUUCGAAGUAAAAUUUCGGUCCGGAUUAUAUCAUUAUGUAAGAAUUUCACACCUAUUAUUUGAAGCCAGACUAAUUGGCGCUGAUUGACUCGCUGACCGUCCCAAAUUGUGAAGAACUUGGCAGCAAAAACUUCUAAUAGCCAUGAUAAUUACGAUUUGCGUGUACCGAACAUUAAUUGUAUGCUAUUAAGUGCACGGUUCAAGGUGUUCAAAAGGUGUUCAAAAAUAAUGAUUUUUUGAUUGAUGAAUGACAAUAAACAAAUAAAAAUAAACUAUUUUAUUAAUUGAACGGUUUAUAUUAAUGCUGUUUGUAUAAUUUUGAAUACAUUCGUAAUGCAUGAAUGUCUAUCAUUAAAAUCCUUCACUUUGUCCGACAUGCACGGAGAUGACAGCGAUGUUUUAAUGUGCAUGUUUAUAUGUUUAUAUUAACCUGUGCUACAGAACCUGGAAAUUAACUGCAAGUAGUUUAUAAAAAUAUAUUUUUAACGUUGGUCGUUGUUUAUUUGAUUACCGGUAACAGACGUGUUGAAAAGUUUCGCUUGAAUUGUCGAUAUGGUCAAGUGGAGUAGUUUCAUUUCAAUAUGUUCUCCAACCCAUCGAUUUUUCGAAGUAAAUUUUCAGUCCCCGGUAAUUCGAAUAAUUGAGGUUGGACUGUAUAAUAUAGAAAAAUAUAAACUGCUACUUAAUUAGCCUUUGCAUGCAGUGCAGCGCUUUUGUGCUUAAAUAUGUGGAUUAUAUAAUUGAUGCGCCUGAAAUACCUCUGAAAAUCUCUAACACAAAGCAGACGUAUUACGUCUUGUAAUUAUAAUGUAUGUAGCAUAC
Messenger RNA from Ruditapes philippinarum (Manila clam), 5624 nucleotides. RefSeq lists its product as uncharacterized. The transcript has 8 exons. The record is from RefSeq and is a predicted model, not a curated record. The coding region runs from base 275 to 1690 and encodes 471 amino acids. Lineage: Eukaryota; Metazoa; Mollusca; Bivalvia; Venerida; Veneridae.